Knipowitschia caucasica is the source of this 324-nucleotide messenger RNA. NCBI's taxonomy places the organism in Eukaryota, Metazoa, Chordata, Actinopteri, Gobiiformes, Gobiidae. The record is from the annotation of a GenBank genome assembly.
AUGACAUUACUGCCUGGGAGUGUGGCUCUAAAGGCCAUGAGCACCACUAUAGUCUUCCCCAGAACACAGGAGAUACAGAGGACAAAGGUGAUGCCGAACGCAGUGUGGCGCAGCAUGCAGGACCACUCAGAGGGACGUCCCAUGAAGGUGAGAGAGCACAGGAAGCACAGGCUCAGCGAGAACAGCAGCAGGAAGCUCAGCUCAGAGUUGUUAGCUCUGACCAGAGGAGUUUUUCUGUAUCUGAAGAAAAUCCAGGCCACGAUGCAAGUCAUGAAUGUCCCAAAUAAGGAGGCAGCUGUGAGCAGAGCUCCCAUGAUCUCUUGA